Rotaria socialis is the source of this 966-nucleotide messenger RNA. Lineage: Eukaryota; Metazoa; Rotifera; Eurotatoria; Philodinida; Philodinidae. The record is from the annotation of a GenBank genome assembly.
AUGUCAACUGCUGAUGAAAUUCUUGUGUUAGCAGAAAAAUUUUCAUUGUAUUUCACCAUCGUUAUUUUCGUCACCGGUACUAUAGGGAAUCUUUUGAACUUUGGCGUACUAACUACUUCAAAACGCUUUCGGUCUAAUCAAUGCGCUUUCUACCUAAUUAUUGAAUCUAUUGUUGAUACCUGUCAACUAUCGAUUAUUUUUAUUAUUUAUAUUUUGCCAUUUAUAUACGGAUUUUCGCCUGGCAAUAUCUUCAUUGUCUGGUGUAAAUUAAAGAAUAUAUUACCACAAGUAUUUCGAUUACUGUCAACAUCAAUGGUAUGUUUUGCUGCAUUCGAUCAAUUUCUUUGCACGAAUCCUCAAUGUUCAAUGCGCCGAAUCAGUUCAAUUCAAUUAGCUCGUCGUCUCACACUAACAGCCAUUUGCAUUUGGACUAUUCACGGUAUACCGUAUGCUAUUUUUUACCAAAUUAUUCCAUCAAAUGGCUGUAUUAUAACUAAUACUAACUUAAUACAUUACUAUUCUUAUUUUUAUUAUCCUAUUUUGCAUGGAUUAUUUCCAAUAUUGACUUCCUGUUUGUUUAGUCUUUUAGCUUAUCGAAAUGUUCGUCAUCUUGUACGACGACAAGUAGCCGUGGUGCGUCGAAGACUAGAUCGGCAAUUAACAGCCAUGGUUUUCUUGCGCGUAAUAUUUUUUGUACUACUUUUGACGCCAUAUACUAUCUAUCGUAUUUAUUCACUGAAUGUCUUGGUUAGUAUAACGGAUCUCGGCCCAUAUGCUGUCGAUCAGUUGAUAUAUUCAAUCAUGGCGUCACUAAUAAAUUUAAAUUACAGCAUGAAUUUUUAUAUUUUUUUUUUAUCAUCCUCGCGAUAUCGACGACAAGUGAAAUUAUUUUAUUCUAAAACCUGUUGCCGGUUUUUUAAAUUAAAUUGUAAUACUAAUCAAAAUGAAAUAAACCCUUCGGAUUGA